This is a messenger RNA of Ornithorhynchus anatinus (platypus), 1210 nucleotides long. It is a transcript of the gene MFAP5, whose product is annotated as microfibril associated protein 5. The coding region runs from base 112 to 615 and encodes 167 amino acids. Lineage: Eukaryota; Metazoa; Chordata; Mammalia; Monotremata; Ornithorhynchidae. The transcript has 10 exons. The record is from RefSeq and is a predicted model, not a curated record. Gene Ontology annotation, cellular component: microfibril. Gene Ontology annotation, biological process: embryonic eye morphogenesis.
AGCUGAGGAGGUCCUUUCUGGGGAGGGGCCGGACCUCGCGCUCCAGCCCGGGCUGAACAGAACGGCCGGCCGAGAGUGGAGGGGCGCGCCUGGCAAACCGAACGAGACGAGAUGCUGCCCAGUGGUCCCCAUGUCUUGCUGUGCCUUGUGGCCCUUGCUGCUCUGUCCGCCUGGAUACAGCCAGGGGCCAAUGCCCAGCGAGGGGAUGACACGACUCCAGAGACCUUCACAGAUGACCCUAACCUAGCAGUGGAUGACCCCCCGACGGAUGACACAGCCCUGGCCGAUAUCCAGCCUCUAACGGACGAUUCAGCCGCCUCGGACAAGAACGCCACCGCAGAAUGUCGGGAGGAGCAGUUCCCCUGCACCCGCCUCUACUCGGUCCACCGGCCGGUCAAACAGUGCAUCCAGCAGCUGUGCAUCACCAGCCUGCGCCGCAUGUAUAUCAUCAACAACGAGGUUUGUUCCCGUGUCGUCUGCAAGGAGGAUGAGGUCAUGAAAGAUGAGCUUUGCCGCCAUUUGGCUGGUCUGUCCCCACGCCGUCUUCGCCGUUCCAACUUCUUCCGCCGGCCCCAUUGCCGGGACGAGAACCCCCAGGGACCUCGUGGCCUCUGAAGAGAAGGAGGCGAAGGAGGUGGAAUAAGAAAAAGGGGAGGAGAAGGAAGGAAAACAUCACCGACCUCCAAGAAACCCAAUCUGCUUCACCCUGCCUUCUCCUGCCCUCUAACCUGCCCUGCCCUCAGCCCCCCAACCUGACCCUGGCCCCUUUUGUCCCCCACAACCCUUUUCCAUCUCUCUCCCCCUUCCCCUCUGUCCUUUCCACACUGCCCUCCCCUGCUUCCCUUGCCCAGCCCUGCCUUCCCUUAGGGGUCUCUGCCAAUGCCCUCAGCCUCCAACAGGUAAUCUCCAUUGGUCCCUCAGCUCCCCUAGACCCUCGCUUGGGGAGAAGUGCAAGUCUGGAAUUUUAGUUCACAGAUCGAAGUUUCCUUUCCAUAUCCUAAUUCCCUCCUCCUUUUCCCUCCCUUGCCUCCUUCCUUCCGUGCCCUUCCUGGGGCUCUCCGCCACUUAGCCCCGGCAGCACUAGCCUCUGCUUGGGGGUCUCUUUCAGGGCGAAGGAGGGGAUCUUUUGUCUUGUUACUGUUAUUCUCCCCAAAAUACUUUGUUCCCGGCCCACUACUCACUAGGAGCCCAAUAAAUUCCAUUGACUGAC